AUGGGAGUAUGUACAUCUACCAAUCCAAAUGGUCAUAUGAUUAAUACAAUUUACUAAUCGAAGAAUUAGGAAUAAGUUUAAGAUAGUUUUGAACCUCCAUGUUGGGAGGAAGAACAAAUUGGUGGAGAGAGUCCAAAUUCAGAGAUAUGUUUAUUAGACACAGACGAGCUACAUUAAAAUUCUGAAAAAGCAACAUAGGAACAAUGCUAAAGGGAGUUUGUAAAUAGAAUAGUCAGUGUGCAUGACUCACCAAAUUCAAAAAGAUACUAUUUUGUUUAUGAUAAAUUAUACAAUGUAAAACGAAAGGUACCAAAGCUAAAAAGUAUCAACUAAAGUACUUUGAUUCAAAAACGUAGGUAAUUAAUACUUUGA
Paramecium tetraurelia is the source of this 372-nucleotide messenger RNA. RefSeq lists its product as uncharacterized. The record is from RefSeq and is a predicted model, not a curated record. The transcript has a single exon. Lineage: Eukaryota; Ciliophora; Oligohymenophorea; Peniculida; Parameciidae.